GGGCUCAAAAAGUGAGCCUCCUUCCUCGAGGAGGCUUGCCGUAGCGUGUUGAAGUGACUAAAAUAAUUAAAUUCACACAGUAAAGGAAACUGAUCGUCGAUACCAACUACAAGUUAAUAACGAAAAAAGAAAAAAAAAAAAAACAGAUUGUCAUUCGAAGGCAUCAGUCUAAAAGACGGUGAGCCAAAUCACGGCAACGGGGGAAACAUCGGUGACAGAUCACGACAAGGUGACAAUGGAGAGCGCAGAGGUACUCGUCCCUGUUCCUCCGACUGCUCCGGGACCUCCGACGGGACCAUUGGACGCAAGUAGACGCAGCUGUCCCUGGGGCAACGCGUCUUCGACGACGCCCCAGCAGGACGUCUCUUUCGAGGAGGUGAUGAGCGAACAACUCGCCCGUGCCUUGGAGAAGGAAGAGUUGGUGGCCGCAGCGCAGGGCGACCACUCCGCUGUGCCUUAUGUUGGGGAAGCAGUGGCUGUUGCUGCUGCUGCUGCAGAGAUCUUCACGCCGGCAGAGGACUGCACCGACGAUCAUGCUCUGGCACUCCUGCUGCAAGCUGAGUACGACCGCGAGCACGACACCGUGCUUGGUGUCGAGGAGAGAAAAUUCAAUGGCAAGAGCAAAGUGAGUGUGUCAUUUGACAACUACCGACGGGCACGGGAGCCAGUGCUGUCAGACUCUGAGGACGAAGACGAGGAUGGUCUGGAUGGUGGCCUAGGCGCAGGUGGCGCCCGACACUGGGACUCGUUUGAGCGGGACCAAAAAACUGCGCAGGCUAUUGGUCGUUCAGGCGUGGCCCGUCAGCCAGGUGGAGGCUUCACCACCAAGCACGAUGCCACUGUCUGUGGGCGCCGGAAUGCCUGCCGGGUGAUGGAGUUGCCCCCUGGCAUCUCGACGGGGGACGGUGGGGGUUUCGACAUGCGGCUGUCAAACCACGUGUACAAUUCCCUCAAGGUGCACUCUGCCCAGGAGGGGCGUCGUGCGGCCCGGUUACACGACAAGCGAGAGAAGGCCACCGCAGAGCAAUCGCUGGAUCCAAACACGCGGCUGCUGCUCUACAAGCUGGUCAACAGGGAGAUCCUCGACCAGGUGAACGGCUGCAUCAGCACGGGCAAGGAGUCCUGCGUCUUCCACGCUGCUGGGGGAAAGUAAGCGAAUUUGAAGGUGCCCAUGGAGUGCGCAGUGAAGGUGUUCAAGACCACGCUGAACGAGUUCAAGAACCGGGAGCAGUACAUCCGCGAGGACUUCCGCUUUCGAGAUCGCUUCAACAAGCUGAAUCCGCGGAAAGUUAUCCACCUAUGGGCUGAGAAGGAGAUGCACAACCUGAAGAAGAUUGAGCGUGCGGGUCUGCCCUGCCCCUCUGUGGUGCUCCUCAAGAAGCACCUGCUGGUGAUGUCCUUUGUGGGCGUGGACGGCGUGCCAGCCCCACAGCUUCGGGAGGCAGCGCUCGUCGGAGAGCAGCUGGCAAGCGCCUACGCGCAGACGGUGCAGUUGGCUCGUGACCUGUACGACCGCUGCCAGCUGGUGCAUGCCGACCUGAGUGAGUACAACCUGCUCUGGCACCAGGGCCGGGUGGUGCUCAUCGACGUGAGCCAGGCCGUGGACCGAAUGCACCCUCACGCCCUCGAGUUCCUCUUCAGGGACUGCACCAACGUGUCUAGGUUCUUCCAAAGACAAGGCCUGCCCGACGUCCUGAGUCCGAAGGAUCUGUUCACGCACGUCUGUGGCCUCAACCUACCUGGCGAGGGUGCCGAGCUGCUCUCCCAGAUUCAGAAUUACGAAAAGAACGAGCAGCUGCUGACGAAGGAAAACCAGCGAAAAGCGGAUCUCUUCGACACACUCUUCGAGAAGUCGAUGGACAAGAGAUCGAGGAUAGGAAACGAAUCUGGUGCCAAGCCAGAAACUGGAGAGCAAGUCUGUCAGGCGGCGCAGUCUGACUGACAGCCAAACCUGUGAUGUGCCCGGGGCCUUUAUCAUUUUUUUUUUUUCUUAGCAGAUUUUUAUCACAACGUCAACCUAUGACAAACGAAAGUGUAAAUAAAAGUAGAUACCAGUGA
Dermacentor silvarum is the source of this 2058-nucleotide messenger RNA. Its product is annotated as serine/threonine-protein kinase RIO3-like. Lineage: Eukaryota; Metazoa; Arthropoda; Arachnida; Ixodida; Ixodidae. Gene Ontology annotation, biological process: maturation of SSU-rRNA; protein phosphorylation. Gene Ontology annotation, molecular function: protein serine/threonine kinase activity; ATP binding. Gene Ontology annotation, cellular component: cytosol; preribosome, small subunit precursor. The transcript is spliced from 10 exons. The record is from RefSeq and is a predicted model, not a curated record.